Messenger RNA from Galleria mellonella (greater wax moth), 664 nucleotides. Its product is annotated as dynein light chain roadblock-type 2-like. The coding region runs from base 386 to 652 and encodes 88 amino acids. Lineage: Eukaryota; Metazoa; Arthropoda; Insecta; Lepidoptera; Pyralidae. The transcript has 4 exons. Gene Ontology annotation, biological process: microtubule-based movement. The record is from RefSeq and is a predicted model, not a curated record. Gene Ontology annotation, molecular function: dynein intermediate chain binding. Gene Ontology annotation, cellular component: cytoplasmic dynein complex; cytoplasm.
AAUCUGUUGUGCAAACUCAGAUAUAUGUCUUACAUGUCUGUAUGUGUGAUUAAAAACAACAAUUUGUUUAAAUAUAAAACAAAACAAUUUUACAUUUUAGUACUCGAAAUAGAAACGAAACUGAGUAUUUCAUGCAGUACCCUAAAAAUAGAAGUUAUGCUCAUUCACUGGAGUGAAGUAUUAUAUUUCCACGCGGCUUUUCCUGUUUGUGGUCGACUUUAUUAACAAAGUUCCAUCCUUAUUUGCCCCAAACUUACUUUUUGUUUCGCAUAAUAACUCUGCCCUUUUUAAUAAGUACAGUUUUAUGUUAUCGUGGUACUGUUAAUGACAGUUUUCUGUUAACUGACUUCGUUGGAAUAUAAAGGGUCCAGGUGCUACCAAGACAAUGGCCCGCAUCAACGAAAACGGAAAUGUCGUUGGUACAAUUAUAGUCAAUUGUGAAGGGUUCCCCGAGACAACGACCCUGGACAGUCUGACAGCUGCAACGUACUCAACACACAUGCGGAACCUUUCGCAUCAUGCCAACAACUCUCUCAAAGAAAUUGAUGUGACUGAUGAACUGGUUGUACUGAGGCUGGUCUCCAGAAAGACAGAAGCUGUGGUUACGCCGGACCACGAGUUUCAUCUCAUCGCCGUAAUGAGGCGUACAUGAAGCCAAUCAAAG